Molecule: messenger RNA, 2220 nt
Organism: Pteronotus mesoamericanus
Lineage: Eukaryota; Metazoa; Chordata; Mammalia; Chiroptera; Mormoopidae
Gene: SERPINA5
Product: serpin family A member 5
Exons: 5
Coding region: 102-1331 (409 amino acids)
Biological process (GO): negative regulation of endopeptidase activity
Molecular function (GO): serine-type endopeptidase inhibitor activity
Source: RefSeq, a predicted model, not a curated record
CUGGCUCCGCUCCAGCCAGACCUGCCCGCCGUCCAGAGCCCACAGCCCGUCGCCUCCACUGUGCGCACACUUGGCCACGGGACAGAAGCCAGGGCGUCGCCAUGCAGCCGGGCCUCCUCUUCUGCCUGCUGCUGCUCAGCCUGCAGGCGGCCGGCCUCCCCCAGCACCAGCAGCCCCGGAGGACAAAGAAGAGAGUCAGGGAGCUGCCCAUCGCCAGCACAGCGGCCCCCAGUAGCCAAAACUUCACCUUUGACCUCUACAGGGCCUUGGCGGCAGCCGGCCCCAACCAGAACAUCUUCUUCUCUCCUCUGAGCAUCUCCAUGACCCUCGCCCUGAUCUCCCUGGGGGCUCGGUCCCACACGAAGGCCCAGAUCCUGGAGGGCCUGGGCCUCACUGUCCAGGGGGCCCCCGAGGAGGCGGCGCUCCACAGAGGCUUUCACCACCUGCUGCAGGCGUUCCGCCAGCCCAGAGAGGACCUCCAGCUGAGCCUUGGCAACGCCCUGUUUGUCGAGCCCACGGUGCCCGUCCAGGACACCUUCCUGAGUGCCGUGAAGACGCUGUACCUGGCAGACACUUUUCUCACCAACUUCAGUGAACCUGAAGUAGCCAAGAAGCAGAUCAAUGAUUAUGUGGCCCAGCAGACUGGAGGCAAGAUUGUGGACUUGGUUAGCGAACUCGACAGCUCUGAGAUCAUGGUUAUGGUGAAUUACAUUUUCUUUAAAGCUAAGUGGCAGACAAGCUUUGACCCCAAAAACACCCGAAAGCUGGACUUCCACGUGACCUCAGAGACCGUGGUGCAGGUGCCUAUGAUGAGAUGCGAGGAUGAGUAUUACUACUACCUGGACCGAAACCUCUACUGCAGGGUUGUGGGAGUCCCCUACCAAGGAAAUGCCACAGCUCUCUUCAUCCUCCCCAACGAGGGCAGGAUGGAGAAGGUGGAGGCUGGACUGAACCAGGAGACACUGAGGAAGUGGCUCAAGAAGUUCACAAAGAGAAAGCUCUACCUUUACCUUCCCAAGUUCUCCAUGGAGGGCUCCUAUCAGCUGCAGAAAGUCCUCCCCAUGCUAGGGAUCAGAGACCUCUUCACCAUGCAAGCUGACCUGACCGGAUUCACCGACCACCCUAACAUCCAGGUGUCUAAGAUGGUGCACAAAGCCAUGGUGGAGGUGGACGAGUCGGGGACCAAAGCAGCUGCAGCCAUGGCGACGAUAGUUGCGUUCCGGUCGGCCUUCCAGCACUCUCCGGUGGUGUUGUUCAACAGGCCCUUCCUGAUGGUGAUUGUGGAGAACACUGAGAACAUCCUCUUCCUGGGCAAAGUGACCCAGCCUUGAGGUGGGGGUUUCUCCUGACAGGUCACAGGCCUCGGCCUCUGCAGUGGGAGAGGUGGGUGCGCAAUGGCCUUCGAUCUGCUGAGAGCUAAUGAUUUACACUGGUGUGGCUGACUAACGAGACUUUCGCUAAGUAUAAUGGUAGCCUUGAUACACUGAUGGUUGCUUCUUUUCACACAAGCACAAGGCCCGGGUGCCGUGAAGAACCCUGGAGAACAUUUGGUCUUGCCCUCACCUUUCUUCAGUGGAGACUAGCUCUGAGGCCCAGAGAGUUUGGUUGACUUGCCCAAGGUCACAUAGCAUGUUAGUGGCAGAGAGAAGCCCACACCCCGGACCCCUCAUUCCCAGCCCAGUGCCAUAAAGCUCUAUAGGAAGAUUGUUCCAGUAGGUAUUUCCACCAGGACGUGGACUUCCAAGCCUCAUCCCCCACUUGUCAGCAAUAUGAGCUAUCCAUGUAUUAUGGUUUAGAAAGAACACUGGAAUGGGAGUCUGGAAUGGGGCUUCUGUCCCAGUUAAACAUCUGUGUGACACUGGGGUAACUCUGUCCCUCUGUGGACUCUGGUUUCUCCAUGUAUACAUUGAGGGAUCAGGUCAAGGAUUGAAGGAUCCUUGAAAUUGUAUAAGAAGGCUGGGGUGUUCCCUGCCAAUCACAGUUGAUAUUAAUACAUUGGAGUGCCAUUCAGCCCUUAAGAAAAACAAGUGAACAGCAAGAUGGAAAUGACCAGCCACAGGACUGUACCAUCCUAUACCAACUGUACCAACCUAUAACCAGAGUGAAGUUAUAGUCUCAUGAGUUUGGCUGGUGGUGGGGGCGGGUGGCAAAUAGUAGAGCAUCAUUUGAACAUAUUACUGAACUUUAGUGCCAGCCAUAACAAUAAAGCAUUUUGCAAGC